GCUUGUAUAUAUAUCUACACACAUCACGGUAUCGUAACAAAGUACAUAUAUUUAUGUACGUAUACACGUCGCGAAUCGCUAUUUCAAUUUCUCUGUUUUUUGUUCGCCACAAAAAUCAACGUCAAUCUUGCGACUUUCGAAAAGACUGUGUCACAUCGAGAAUCUUUCUCAAGAAUUCGGAAGCAGUCCGAAACGGAGCGAGUUCGCUAAUUGUUCUCGGCACGACCGAUGCGGAGACUCAACACGAGUCUCGUAGAGGGAUCGCUCAAAGAUGCAAAUGCAGGAAGCCGAGGGUGCGGAUGGUUCGCCAUGGAACAAUUCCAGUGGCUGCGACGAGGAUCGCAGACCGGUUCAAAAGGAGGGUAAAAAGUCAAACGUACUACCUCUAUGGGGCAAUGAAAGGACUAUGAAUUUGAAUCCUUUGAUUCUCACCAAUAUACAAUCGUCGCACUAUUUCAAGGUCAAUCUGUAUGAGCUCAAGACUUAUCACGAGGUGAUUGAUGAGAUUUACUACAAGGUUUCCCAUCUAGAACCAUGGGAAAAGGGCAGCAGAAAGACUGCAGGCCAGACCGGCAUGUGUGGAGGCCGGUUCAUGCAGGUACGAGGCGUGGGAGCUGGCGGGAUUGUCUCCACGGCUUACUGUCUACUGUACAAACUCUUUACACUGAGGCUAACCAGGAAGCAGCUAAAUGGGCUCAUCAAUCAUCCGGACUCGCCUUAUAUCCGCGCCUUGGGAUUUAUGUAUAUUAGAUAUACGCAACCACCGGCAGAUUUGUUCAGCUGGUAUAGUGACUAUCUAGAGGAUGAAGAGGAGCUAGAUGUAAAGGCGGGCGGUGGACAAACGAUGAAGAUGGGAGACAUCCUCAAGCAGUUUCUAACGAAACUCGAGUGGUUUUCCACGUUGUUCCCGCGGAUUCCGGUACCGAUCCAGAAGGAUCUAGAGCUGCGACUUGCCGAGCGGUUUCCGCAGCAACAAGUGAAUGCACGCAACGCUAAGCCACCGAUCACGCUCAACAGCCAUGGCAAGUACGGCAAUAAAGAUAGCCGUAAUAAGGACAACGGCAAUCUGAUGUCCCGCAAUCAGCAGGCCCGACAUAUCCCCGACAGCGAAGCUCAAUGGGGUGAGGCGGAACGUACGAGCCACUGGCGUGCCAGAUCCGAUGAGGAUCGCAAGGACAAGAAUAGGGAACGCGAUCGGGAGCGAGAGAGAUUGCGGGAGCGCGACAGAGAAAGAAAUCGUGAAAGGGAUCGCGAAAGGGAUAGGCACGGCAGAAGAUCCAAUAGUCGUGACAGAAACAAAAAGCAGAAAGACUACAGAAGCCAUAGCAGAGAUAAGUCAUACAGAGAUCGAAGUAGGGACCGUCAUCGUGACAGAGAUCGACAUCGAGAUAGGAGAGGUUCACCGUAUGACUAUGCCACAGAAUUGGCACGUGAACGUGAAAGGCAACGAAGAGAGAGAUUUUCUCUCUCUCUCUCUCUUUUUCUGCAUAUACUGUGUACAUAUUUAAUUAUUUAUAUGAAUGAUGGGGAAUAA
This is a messenger RNA of Formica exsecta, 1534 nucleotides long. RefSeq names its product pre-mRNA-splicing factor 38B-like. Gene Ontology annotation, cellular component: precatalytic spliceosome. The transcript is spliced from 6 exons. The coding region runs from base 272 to 1534 and encodes 420 amino acids. The record is from RefSeq and is a predicted model, not a curated record. NCBI's taxonomy places the organism in Eukaryota, Metazoa, Arthropoda, Insecta, Hymenoptera, Formicidae.